Messenger RNA from Colletotrichum higginsianum IMI 349063, 1272 nucleotides. RefSeq lists its product as uncharacterized. The transcript is spliced from 3 exons. Bases 1 to 1272 code for a protein of 423 amino acids. The record is from RefSeq and is a predicted model, not a curated record. NCBI's taxonomy places the organism in Eukaryota, Fungi, Ascomycota, Sordariomycetes, Glomerellales, Glomerellaceae.
AUGAAGAGCUCCAUUCUCCUUUCCAUUGCGGCCAUUGCUGCCCAGGUUAUUGCCCUCCCUACCCACAAUGAGCGAUCCGUGGCGCUUCCUAUCAGGGACAUGAACCUCGCGCCGCAAGCCGACGUCAGGCCUAAGCUUCGUCGUGGCAAGAAUAAGAACGACCAGCAGGAAGAGCAAGCCGAAGCUGCUGAGGGUGCUCAGGAUGACGCUAAGGAUGCCGCCGAGGGUGCUGCCGAGAACGGCGCCGCCAAGAAGAAGAACAAGGCAGACGACGCCGCCGCCGGCGGCGGGGCCGGCAACGCGGCCGGUGGUGGAGCGGCCAACAACGGAACCGCCAACGCCGGCGGCGAGGGCAAAAAGAACAAGAAGGAUAAGGGCAAAAAGAACAAGGGUAAGGAUAAGGAGGCCAAGGCCCAGGACAAGAAGAAGAAGGAGGCCGCAGAGGCCGGCAAGAAGAACAAGGGCAAGAAGAACAACGGUGGAGGCGGCGCCGCCAACAACGGUACCGCCAACGCUGCCGAUGGCGCGGCAGCCGGCAACGAGAAUGCAGACAAGGGAAAGAACGCCAAGAAUGAGGGCAAGAAGAACGACGAAGCCAAGAAGAACAAGGGCGCCGGCGAGGGCGCCGGCGAGGGCGCGGCUGCGGGUGCGGGUGGCGCUGCGAACAACGGAACCGCGGACGCUGGUGGCAACGCCGGCAAGAAUAACGGCAAGAACAACGACAAGAAGAAGGACGGAAAGAAGAACAAUGGUGAUGCCGCCGAGGGUGGCGCGGCUGCCGGAGGCAAAGCUGCGGACAAGAACAACGAGAACAACAACGCUCAGCAAAACAACGGAAAGAAGAACAAUGCCGGCGGCGAGGGAGGCGCGGCUGCUGAGGGUAAGGGUGCAGACAAGAACAACGAGAACAACAACGCUCAGCAAAACAACGGAAAGAAGAACAAUGCCGGCGGCGAGGGAGGCGCGGCUGCUGAGGGUAAGGGUGCAGACAAGAACAACGAGAACAACAACGCUCAGCAAGACAACGGAAAGAAGAACAAUGCCGGCGGCGAGGGAGGCGCGGCUGCUGGGGGCAAGGCUGCGGAGGAGAACAAAAACAACGCUCAGCAGGACGGCAACAACAUUCUCUCUACCAUCCUCGAGAGUAUCACUGGUGGCGGUGCUGGUGCCGGUGGUGGCAAGGCGGCUGAGGGCGAGCAACAGCAGAACAACCCUCUCUCAUUGCUCACCGGCCUUACCGGACGUGACGAGGAGUCGGCUGAUGCGGAGUAA